UUUUGUGUUAUUUAGCUUUCUCGAGAUCCGAUAUAAUGUUAUUUACUAGUCAGUCAAUUCUAGGUUUCUUGGUUUUGAGAAGUGAUCUUUCGCAAUUUUGAAACUUUUUAUUCGAAUCGUUUGAAUUCUGUUUUUUUUUUUAAUGGGUUUGAAUCAUAAUUUUAUGUUCAUAAGAAACUUGUCUUUUUGUGUUCUGGAUCACUCUGCAUGGCUCUAGAAAGAUGAAUUUUGGGUUGCCUGGUAUUUCUUGGUUUGGCAGCAUCAGUUCGAAGAAGGAUGUACCUAUGAUUGAAACCGUGACAUCGACAACGUCUCUUGUGGAACAGCCAGAGCAAAGGAAAGCAACAAUGUCUAUCCUGGAACAGCCAGAGCAAGGGAAAUCGACAAUGUCUAUCCUGGAACAGCCAAAGCAAGGGAAAGGAUUGUUUGAUAUCAAAAUAUGGACCUGGUCCUUUAGUUCAGCACUUCCUUGGGCUGCAAAUGCUGCUGAUGGAAAGCAGAAACCUACAACUAUAAAUAGAGGGCUAAAAAGGCAUGCCCUUUCUCGAAGGUCCUCGAGAUCCAACGCUGUGAAUACUGUUUAUCGGUUUAGACCUUAUGUUUCGAAGGUUCCCUGGCACACAGGAACAAGGGCGUUUCUCUCACAGCUUUUCCCGAGAUACGGACAUUAUUGUGGACCCAACUGGUCUAGUGGGAAAGAUGGGGGUUCCAUGGUGUGGGAUCAGAGACCUAUUGACUGGUUAGAUCAUUGCUGUUAUUGCCAUGAUAUUGGUUAUGAUACUCAUGACCAGGCAGAGUUGCUCAAAGCUGACAUGGCGUUUCUUGAGUGUUUGGAAUCAAACAAGCGCAUAGUUACAAGGGGAGAUGCUCAAGUUGCUCACUUUUACAAAACGAUGUGCAUAACAGGUCUAAAGAGCAUACUGAUACCUUAUAGAAGCUACCUUGUCAAGAUACAAUAUGGGCAAAAUUUACUCGACUUUGGCUGGUUAAUGAGCAACCUCAGCAAGAGAAACUGGAGUUUUCAGAAGAUUGAGACAUAAUGAAGCAAAUCAGAGUUACUCUGCAAUCCCUGUAAGCCUUUCGGGUGUCUUCGCUUUCGUUUUGUACAUAGAAGUCGUAAAGAGAAGGAAUCUGAGAAUUAGGUUCGGUAGUAUAGAUAAAUAUAUAUAUGAAAAUGUGAAACGCUAGUAAGUGGUGUGUCUUUUAAACCCGUUGUGUAUGUUUGGUAAUAAUAUGAUCCGAUCAUUUUGUUUGAAUGCAA
Messenger RNA from Camelina sativa (false flax), 1261 nucleotides. NCBI's taxonomy places the organism in Eukaryota, Viridiplantae, Streptophyta, Magnoliopsida, Brassicales, Brassicaceae. The record is from RefSeq and is a predicted model, not a curated record.